UGGGUGUUCUAGAUAUCAACUCUCUCUACUCAUAGCGGCGCACGCACUCACACACUCAUAUAAACUCACCGCUCCGCUUCAUUCGCAGGCCCGGACAGUGUUGAUCAUGAAGCCGUUUUUAACGAGUUUUAUUUAUCUGGCGCUAUUAUGUAGUAGAUUAUCAUGUGACAAUGACACAGAGGAGGACGAGCACGCCAAACACACAUAUACGGUGGAGAUGUUCAAUGAUGCCAUCUCUACCGCUCCACACUUCGUCAUGUUCUUCGCGCCCUGGUGUGGUCACUGUCAGAGGCUGCAAGGAACCUGGAAUGAGUUGGCAGACAAAUAUAACAGUAUGGAGGCUCCUCCUGCGUAUGUUGUGAAAGUCGACUGCACAAAAGACACUAAGUUUUGCUCCAUUGAACAUGGAAUCCGUGGAUACCCAACUCUGAAGUUGUUUAAACCUGAGCAGGAGGCUGUGAAGUAUCAGGGCCCACGAGACCUGCAGGCCCUGGAGAACUGGAUGUUAAAAACCUUGCAGGAGGAACCUGAAGAGCCCCAGAGUGAACCAGAGCCACCCAAAGUACCCGAACCCAAACAGGGCCUGUAUGAACUCACAGCUACAAACUUCAAAUCACACAUCGCUAAAGGUUCUCACUUUGUAAAGUUCUUUGCACCAUGGUGUGGGCAUUGCAAAGCCAUGGCUCCAACCUGGGAGCAGCUCGCCAGCAGCUUUGAGCACUCAGACAGUAUCAAGAUUAGCAAGGUUGAUUGUACUCAGCACUAUGAAGUGUGUUCAGAUAAUCAGGUUCGUGGUUAUCCAACGCUACUUUUCUUCACUGAUGGAGAAAAGAUCGAUCAGUACAAAGGAAAGCGUGAUCUGGACUCGUUUAAAGAGUUUGUGGAUAACCAUGUGAAAGCUGCUGAAUCUAAAGAUGAACCCGAGAAAGAGGAGGAGCACACUCACGAAAUCCCACCCAGCGCUGAACCUGAGAAACAAGAGUCCAAUGUUCUGGUCUUGACUGAGAGCAACUUUGACGAGACUGUUGCCAAAGGACUCUCCUUCAUCAAGUUCUAUGCCCCAUGGUGCGGUCACUGCAAGAACCUGGCACCCACCUGGGAUGAUCUAUCACAGAAGGAGUUUCCUGGGCUGACUGAUGUGAAGAUUGCCAAAGUGGACUGCACAGUGGAGAGAACGCUCUGCAACCGAUUCUCAGUGCGUGGUUACCCAACACUCCUAAUGUUCCGGGCGGGGCAGCAGGGGGAGGAGCAUAACGGAGGGCGGGACUUAGAGAGCUUGCACAGUUUCAUCAUGAAGCAAGCAAGAGACGAGCUGUAACCCUUCCCUUAUUUCCCAUCUCCUUCCUCCACAAGACAACACUAUCUACAUUCACAAUACUGUCAGGCACACCUCAUUUCUGUUCCACAGCUGCUGAAGUGAGGACAAUCUCUUCCACAUGAUACAAUGUGAAUGUACAUCAUUUCUUCAAGACCAUUUGAGAUUAUUACCCUAAUUUUGCCCCUUUUUUUCCUUAAGUAACACUAUUAUUAUUUAAGAUGCGUCUUUUGUAAUAGUUAACGGUCAUAGGGUUGCACGAUAUUGGAAUUUGAUACCAAUUUAAAUUUUAAAAACGUCCGCUUGAGCACAUCCUUAAAUGGAGCUGAUUUGCCAUUGUCUGUGAUUGGCUGUGAAGAUCAUCAGUUCACCAAACUUACUGCUGUUUACUGAGUGUAUACACCGAUACUGGAGCAUUUCAAAGUCACGUCGAUCAGCUAGUUUGUCUAUAAGCUGACAUAAAAGUGAUCCGCUGAUGUAUCGCGGCUUUAAAACACUCCAGUUUCCCUGUAUCUGUGUUUACACAGUAAACAGCGGUGAGUUUGGUGAACUGAUGACCUUCACGGCCAAUCACAGUCAUUUCUGUUGAGCACGUGAACACAAUGUCAAAUCAGUGCUCAGUUUAAACCUUUAGGUAUGCUGGCACAACUCCGAUAAAUAUUAAUAAGCAAUUAAAAUGAUGAUAACCUAUGGCUUAAAGGUCAAUCAGGUGGUUGUGAUGCCUGUUAAAAGGUUAAGAAUAUACUCAAGAGCGCUAAAAUGUUAGCGGGAAAUGGACAUUUUUCAAAUUUCAGUAUCUAUUAGUUCCGAAUUCCAGUAUUUUGACAACCCUAUUGCAAACCAAGCUGAAUUUCCUCAUCUGUAAUUAAGAAUAAGAAGAUAUGACCUCAGGGAAACAAUGUACCAUCUUUAGAAAACAAUGGCGUACCUGUUGUCUAUUCUGUGUUUCCUCAGUUCAGUGUGAUACACACUUGGAAACAGCACUUUGACCACCUACUAAGUCUUUCUGUUGUGGAUUUUAUUGAAAACAACCAGACGAAAGAUGUUUUAGGCAGUCUGAGAGAUCUACUCAAACCAGACAUGACCGAGCUAGCUGGUUUAGAUUGUUAGCCAUAAUUAAAAUCACAACAUUCGAACCGGCUCAAUGGCCAGCAGGCCACUUUAUAGUGGUUUAAGCUGGAUUUCUACAGAAAGGAGGGUUGGUUAACUACUUUGAAUGGUUAAUCUGUCUUCUAAACGUUCUUAGUGCUUAUAGGGAUAUCAGUGGGUUGACAUUUUAGGUCUGUCCGCUGUAUUGGCUUUGUAUAAUGCAUUUUUGUUAAUUUUACAAGGAUAACACAGUGAAUUGAUGGAGAGUUGAUCAUUAUUGCUGUAUAGUUGACAGUUUAUGGGGAAAACGGUACAGCGAGUUUAGUUUAUUUUCAGAUUUUUGUUUAUUUUCCAGGUUUUUUCUUUGAUUUGAAUACACUUAUUCGUUUUCGAAAUGUUGUCUGUGAUGCAGUUUUGGUCAGCCACUUUUAAUAUUGUUAGUAUUUACGGUUUAAAACUCUUGAAUUUCAGACACUAGCAUAGCUGAGUUUCAUUGAUUUAAAGCUCUGAUGCACUCCAGUGGUUUCAUUGAUUUAAAGAGAUGCAAUUUACAUCUUUCCUUUCAAAUGUUCCCACACUGAGAUGUUUAUUUUUCUCUUUUACUGGAUCUGAAAGAGAAGGAAGGGAAAAGCAAUCAGAGAAACCGCAUAUAUUCAGUGAAGUCUUUAUGGGAGGCACGUGGUCAAGGCCGACCUCAAUGAAAAACGCAGUAUUUUUGUCCUGUGAGAGAGGGGUACAUACACUGCCCGGGGGUUUUUGUACAAAAGUAAAAAAGGCACAUUGUGACAGAUUUCAUAAUAAAAUGUCUUUUUCCAAAAAUA
Danio rerio (zebrafish) is the source of this 3225-nucleotide messenger RNA. The record is from RefSeq and is a predicted model, not a curated record. Lineage: Eukaryota; Metazoa; Chordata; Actinopteri; Cypriniformes; Danionidae.